Molecule: messenger RNA, 1584 nt
Organism: Aplysia californica (California sea hare)
Lineage: Eukaryota; Metazoa; Mollusca; Gastropoda; Aplysiida; Aplysiidae
Product: non-alpha nicotinic acetylcholine receptor subunit
Biological process (GO): monoatomic ion transmembrane transport; signal transduction; nervous system process
Cellular component (GO): postsynaptic membrane; neuron projection; synapse
Molecular function (GO): acetylcholine-gated monoatomic cation-selective channel activity; transmembrane signaling receptor activity
Source: RefSeq, marked provisional
GGAUGAGGUCAAUCAAGUGAUGAAAACAAAUGUUUGGUUGCAAAUUUACUGGAAAGAUUAUCAGCUUGGAUGGGAUCCUUCUAAGUAUGGAAAUAUUGAUUCAAUUCGUAUCCGCCCGGAAAAGGUGUGGGUUCCGGACUUUGUAUUAUUCAACAAUGCUGACGGCAACUAUGAAGUGACGUACAAGUCCAACUGCGUGCUGUACAGCAGCUCAGACAUCAACUGGAUCCCUCCGGCCAUCUACCAGAGCUCAUGCUCCAUCGACGUGGAAUACUUCCCAUUUGAUCAACAGAUCUGUGAGAUGAAGUUUGGUUCCUGGACGCAUAAAGGGGACGCCCUCAAAUACAGCUUCUACCUCAACAUGGAUAAGUUAGAUCUCGUGGACUAUUUGAAAAGUGGCAGUUGGGACAUUAUUGACUGCCCAGGGAAAAUUGUGACAAUCAAAGACGAAGUCACCGGUGAGGAGAAAGAUCAGAUAAUAUUUAAGUUUGUGCUGAGGAGGAAAACAUUGUUCUACACGGUGAACCUUAUCAUUCCCUGCGUGCUCAUUUCUUUUGUAAGCAUCUGUGUGUUUGCGCUGCCCGCGGACGCCGGUGAGAAGAUCACACUCUGUAUUUCCGUCCUCCUAGCCUUGGUCGUGUUCUUGUUGCUGGUUUCCAAAAUCCUGCCGCCGUCGCUCACCAUCCCGCUCAUCGCCAAGUACUUACUCUUCACAUUCAUCAUGAACCUCAUCGCCAUUUUAUCAACAGUGGUGAUCAUCAACCGGAAUUAUCGGACUCCGCGAACUCACCAGAUGCCUAACUGGGUUCGUGUGAUCUUCUUGCGGGAACUCCCGAAAUAUCUCUUUAUGAAGCGUCCAGACCACGAUGAUAGAUGGGAGGGGAAGCCAAACACCCCGCCGCCAUCUUUCCCGUCCACUCCCGAGACGAGAAGAGUUAACAUCAGUAGAAACAACGAUCUCCUGGAGCUCACGGAAGUCCACCACCCACACUGUAAGCUCAACACCGGCGGCGGGUCCUCAUCUCAUAACCACAAAGAGACGAGGGCAGGUUACAGCGGAGAGUCCACAAUGCACGGCUAUGGUAGUCAGCCCACAGGGUACCCCAAUCGACCGCCUCCUCCGCUGCCCCAGGACAGCACGGACUCGACUCAGGUACAGAUGACGCCAGAGCUAUUCCAGACGAUAGAGGCUGUCAAGUUUAUCUACAACCACCUCAAAAACGAGGAGGAGUACGAAAAUAUUCUAGAAGACUGGAAAUACGUAGCGCGAGUCUUGGAUCGUCUGCUCCUCAUCAUCUUCCUUCUAGUCACUCUCUCUGGCACGGCAGGAAUCCUCCUCAACGCCCCUCACAUUCUAGAAUACGUGGACCAAGACAAAAUCAUCGAUGAACUGCUGGCCUACAUUGAGGAAGCAAAGACGAGGGCUGUGGCAGCCUAACUAAUACAUUUUAAAAAUCCGGUCGUGAAUUCUAUGGACAUACAACAGACACACGAUUUCAGGACUUGUACUCAUACAGCAGAUCAUGCUCAGAAGACAAUAAUUUGUUGCUUCCACGUGAAGAUUAAACGAAAUCUUACAUCAGU